Molecule: messenger RNA, 2887 nt
Organism: Schistocerca nitens (vagrant locust)
Lineage: Eukaryota; Metazoa; Arthropoda; Insecta; Orthoptera; Acrididae
Product: U3 small nucleolar RNA-associated protein 25 homolog
Exons: 8
Coding region: 199-2607 (802 amino acids)
Biological process (GO): maturation of SSU-rRNA from tricistronic rRNA transcript (SSU-rRNA, 5.8S rRNA, LSU-rRNA)
Cellular component (GO): nucleolus; small-subunit processome
Molecular function (GO): U3 snoRNA binding; rRNA binding
Source: RefSeq, a predicted model, not a curated record
UAAACUGUGUUUUUAACUCAUCCUUUCCCCCACCAUCUUGCACCGCCAUUUUCAUUCACCGCAGAUUUUGGCAGUGGGGAUAGCUAUUCGAUUCAUCGUUGGUCGACAGUUGAACUUGUCUGCUAAAUUACGACAGAAAAUUUGACUGUCUUUGUUGACAUUGUGUAAAGUUGUUGUAACCACGUGAGUUUUAAGGUUAUGGGUCGUGGGAGGCACAAAGGUUCUUUUAACAAGAAGCGUGGCUCUCACCGAAAAAAGAAGUCUUUUUCCGAAAAGCAUUUAAAAACAUAUUCGUCUGAGAUUGUUACCCACGAUACAAACAGCAAAAAACGGAUAAACCACAUUGCAGAAAGAAAUGUUUCUUAUGCGAAGACGAAGAAAAGUGUCAGACCUGAAGACUUAAAUAUUGACAGUGGUUCAAGUGAGGAAGAAAAUGAUUAUAGGCAACUACUUUCAACAUUGAAAGAAGUGAGUAAUGCAGAAAGAUUAGAAGUAGGAAGUGAUGAUGAUUUCAUUAGCUCUGAGGAGGAAGGAACUCAGGAGAGCUCUCUGCCUGGCAGGGAAGUUUUCCUAAACAAGAACAUAGCUUCCAAAGCUUCCAGCCAAAUCACGGAUCCAGAGAGGAAACGCCCAGGCGACAUUCCAAGCAGCCAAAACGCAAAUGAGGUUGCAUCUACCGACGAAGAAAAGGAUUACUACAACAAUGAGUGUGAAGUUGAUGGCAAAGGAAAUUCAGGGAUUGAAGACAGAAGUGAUCGCAAAUACAUUGAAGAGGAGGAAGAAGAAGAAGAAGAUGAAGAAGAAGCUGAAGAAGAUAAUUUGUUGGACCCUUUCAUCACCCAUUUUAAUUUUGAACUUGAUUCUUCAUUACUUGGGGCAGUUACAGAAGAGCCACCACAUGUAAUAAGAUCACAUGUAAAAUGGCCAGUUCUUGGAAAUUUAACAGUUACCCUACCAUGUUCUAUUGAAACAAGCACCAGUGAUAAAUUUGGGGAAGGCAAAAUAUCUAUUAGUGAACAGAAAACCUUUGCUAAACAAGGAACAGUCCCUAAAAUUGUCGAAGGUCCAGGCUGGCUGAAAUUUUAUGUGAAGUCUCAAAUUCAGAACAACCUGACAAAAGCCAAUUACUGUAAUUUGAAGACAGAUGAAACUAAAGAAAUCAUUUCCCUCACUCCAUUGCAAUGUGAAUUGUUCUCAGUAAUUUUCAAGUAUCAAGAUCUAUAUUUUCCAGAAAGAACAUUUAAUAACUGUGAACAGAUUAAAUUUUUAUAUUGUCUACAUGCCAUUAAUCACAUCUUGAAAACACGACUAAAAAUUGUGCAUCACAAUGCAAAACUUUUAAAGAAACAAGAAGUACCUGAUGAGUUCAGGGAUCAAGGCUUAGUAAGGCCAAAAGUUUUAAUAAUUGUCCCCUUUAGACAUUCAGCAUACAGAAUUGUGCAGAUGAUGAUAUCAAUUCUUUUGCCAGAUGAAAAAGCAAAUGUUAUCAAUAAAAGCCGGUUUUUUGAGGAAUACACUGGAGAGAGUAUUGCAAUGCCAAAAAAGAAUCCAAAACCAGAGGAUUAUGAGCUUACUUUUGCAGGAAAUACUGAUGACAAUUUCAAGAUAGGUUUAUCAGUUACAAAGAAGAGUUUAAAGUUAUAUGCUGAUUUUUAUUCAGCAGAUAUAAUAAUUGCAUCACCAUUGGGACUACGUGUUGUUAUUGGUGCUGAAGGUGAGAAAGAGCGGGACUUUGAUUUUCUGUCAUCCAUAGAAGUCUUAAUACUGGAUCAGACUGAAAUAUUUUUGAUGCAGAAUUGGGACCACCUGUUGCACGUAAUGGAGCAUUUACAUCUGCAACCACGAACAACACAUGGAACUGAUUUCUCACGGGUACAUAUGUGGGCUAUUAAUGGGUGGACCAAAUUCUAUCGACAGUCAAUAAUUUUUUCAUCAGUCAAUUUACCAGAGAUAACUUCUCUUCUUAAUCAUCAUUGUCGAAACUAUGGUGGUCGUGUAUUUGUUGAAAAUCCGGCUACUACAGGUGCAGUGUCUGGUGUGGUUGUGCAAGUUCCUCAGGUGUUUAAUAAAUUUGAUGCCAGUAAUCCACUUGAUGCAAUUGAUGAAAGAUUUAGCCAUUUUGUGAAAAAAAUAUUGCCGCAAUACAAGGACAGCAUAAUGAAUCACACCUUAAUAUAUAUACCAUCUUAUUUUGAUUUUGUAAAGGUCAGAAAUUUUUUCAAAGCAGAAGACAUCAGUUUUGUCCAGAUAUGUGAAUAUUCAAAGGAAGGAAAAAUGGCUAGAGCAAGGGAUAUGUUUUUCCAUUCAAGCGCUCAUUUUUUGCUGUACAGUGAAAGGUUGCACUUCUUCCGCCGUCUUCAUAUUAAAGGAAUUCGCCACAUAAUAUUUUAUCAGUUGCCAACAUUUCCUCAUUUUUACACAGAAAUGUGCAAUUUGAUGCAGGAAGCAAACCAAAAUAAAGAUGGUGGAAAUGAAAGUAAUAUGACUGUAACUGCUCUAUAUUCAAAAUAUGAUGCUCAGAGGUUAUCACCAAUUGUCGGUUUUGGCAGGGCAGUAAGAAUGAUUUCAUCACAGAAAAAUGUUCAGAUGCUGUUGACAGGAGAGUAAAGGUCUAUUCUAUAAAUGACAGUGCAUGUUGACAAUGCACUUUAUCUCAUUUUGCAUAUUUCAUCAUCAUCAUCAUCAUCAUCAUCAUCGUCAUCGUCAACAACAACAACAACAACAACAGCAACUACAACAAUGACAAAAUCAGUGGUACAAAAGUUACAAAUAUAAGAAUGAGCCUUUCUGUGUACAUAUUUAAAGUAAUGUAAUUUUGAUAAGCUAUUUUUAUGUUGCUCUGAGAAAUGGUGAAUUAAGUGAAAUAAAAGAGACUCUUUCAUAAUAA